UCUUACGCCCCACAUGGCUAUAAAACGUCGGCCGCAUCUCCAAUUGUUGACAUACGACUCUAGCUACCCAGCUCAACAGGCAGGCAAAGAGACCGUGAUUGCUCUAGUUGGAAAGACUGUACCUGGGAAAAACUUGACAGCACUCCAAAACCAAAACAUGACUGAACAAAAUAAAGAGGUCCGGAUUGUUCUGGUUGGGAGGAUUGGAUCUGGGAAGAGCGCAACAGGAAACGUCAUCCUGGGGAGAAAAGCUUUUGAUUCCAAACUGUCCUGUAUUUCUGUGACAUCAUCAAGUAAAAAGAAAAGAGGAAAUGUGGGAGGUCAAAGCGUCGCUGUUAUCGACACACCAGGCUUGUUUGACACCAAGUUAACUCAGGAGGAGGCACAGAAAGAGAUCUCACAGUGCCUGCUUUUCUCUGCUCCCGGUCCCCAUGUGUUCCUGGUUGUGCUCAAGCUGGGAGGAUUCACUGAAGAGCAGCAGGAAAUUGUGAAGAUGAUUCAGAAAUUAUUUGGUGAUGAAGCAUCGAAAUACACCAUGGUUGUCUUCACACAUGGAGACCUUCUUGAUGAUGGAACAAUUGAAGACUUCCUGCAUGAAAAUCCCAAACUGGAAAGUUUCAUUGCCAAAUGUAAUGGGGGAUAUCAUGUCUUAAAAAACAAGGAUCAGAAUCCCUCCCAGGUCACUGAGCUGCUUGAGACGAUAAACAAGAUGGUGAAGAUGAAUGGAGGAAGCCAUUACACAACUGAGAUGUUCCAGGAGGUUGAGAGAGCGAUUGAAGAGGAGAAGAACAGGAUCCUGAGAGAGAAUGGAGAGAAGAUACACAAAGAGAUGGAAGAACUGAAGGCAACGUUUGUAGGAGCGUGUCCAAGAGAAGAACAAGAGAAGCUGAAGAUAAAACAGGAAAGAGAAGCUAGAAAGAAAGCUGAGAAUUUUAACCACAUGAGCGCAGGUGCCGGAAUCGGAGUGACUAUUGGAGCAGCUGUAGGCCCAGUUGGUGCAGCAGUUGGGGCAGCAUUGGGAGCUGGAGUGGGAGCUGCAGUAAAUGUAUGCAGUACUCAAUGAGAGUCCGUAGCUAACAGUGCUGUACAUUCUACAAGUCGUUUGACUUUAUUAUUUCAUACUGAAAGCUUCCUCUAUAUACACCGACUAUACAAAACAUUUGGAACACCAUCUUAACAUUGAGAACUGAUAUAGAAUAAGAGAGUUAAAGUUGGCCUUGUCUUUCCAAUCAACUUGGACAAGGAUCUAAAGACAUUUUAAUUGGAACACUUCAGGGCAGCCAAGCUCUUCAGUCAAGCCAGAGAAUACCAGACAUUAGGCCUAACUCAUAUUUCCUCUCACAAUUUAAAGGAUAAAUUCUUGGACAUGUAUUUUAGCCAUCACUAUUUACAGCAUGAACAUAAAGAUACAUCUGGGUACUGCACAUUUGAGAGCGCAAAUUUUAUAUUUCCCUGAGUAAAGGUGAAAGUUAAGUGUAUUUCUGCCUGUCAGGCUAGAAAGCUAUAUGCUAAUGUAAGAUUAAUUGACAGUUGCAGUCACAGCUCCCAUUGCUGCCUCUGAAGCGUGUUAAAUGGAGAUUUACUAUUUAACCAUCCAUCUAAAAAAUAAAGGUCCACUGAAAAUUCCUCCCUGUUUUUGAACCCAUUGUUUUUAUAAGAACUAUCUCCUUAACUGCUUCCUUUCAGUGCUAACGUCUAACUAGUACAGGGUAUAGACAGGAGGAGAUAUAAGGUAUACAAAUGGAACAUUGGACAAUAGACCGUAUUUUGCUGGAUAGAACCCCACUGGACUAUCUACACUGAACACUUGGAGUAAGACAUCUAUAUGGUCAUCUUACUGUAGAGACAAGUCAUGAGAUAUGAGAGAUGGAAAGUAUUGUGUUUACCACAAGCCAUGUUGACAGGAAGACUGCAGAUGUAAAUUAGAUGUUAGCUAAAUCUGUUGCAACCUAUCACUUCUCACUUCUGAGACAUAUGUUUUGUCGUACAUUGUCCCUGUUCAAAUAAAGUUAAUAAAUACAAAUA
This is a messenger RNA of Coregonus clupeaformis (lake whitefish), 2025 nucleotides long. Its product is annotated as GTPase IMAP family member 9-like. NCBI's taxonomy places the organism in Eukaryota, Metazoa, Chordata, Actinopteri, Salmoniformes, Salmonidae. Bases 14 to 1063 code for a protein of 349 amino acids. The record is from RefSeq and is a predicted model, not a curated record. Gene Ontology annotation, molecular function: GTP binding. The transcript is spliced from 4 exons.